Physella acuta is the source of this 1801-nucleotide messenger RNA. Its product is annotated as galactoside alpha-(1,2)-fucosyltransferase 2-like. Gene Ontology annotation, cellular component: membrane. The record is from RefSeq and is a predicted model, not a curated record. NCBI's taxonomy places the organism in Eukaryota, Metazoa, Mollusca, Gastropoda, Physidae. Gene Ontology annotation, molecular function: galactoside 2-alpha-L-fucosyltransferase activity. Gene Ontology annotation, biological process: carbohydrate metabolic process.
GGCCACGAGUUGUUCGUCUGCUGGAAAUGUUUUCUUGGAGGCUGUGGUUCAUUGUUCGACACUGGAUUAUUGCUCUUGUUUUACUGUACCAAUAGGAUGUGAUAAUUUUCUGGUAACGGCCAUUGUUGUGAUGACCUUGAGGCCUAGACCCAGCAAACCGAGGCACUAAAACAAAAAUGGUUCAGAUCCGAAGCCGGCGCGUUAACCUGGUGGCCAUCUUCAUUCUCUCGCUCGUCUUCGCGCUGGUCUUCUGCUUUUCGGUGCUAGCGCGGUUCAGCACCUUCAAUGUACACCCCAUCACCAUAGUCAGGGAGAAGAUCUCGGAAGGCAUCCGGGUCAUCUACUACAAACCGGAAGUUUCAUCUGCAUCCAGUUCACCGGAAGUCCACACCGAGGGUGCCAUCACCACGUCUGAGCUGUCGUCUUCACACGGGGACAAAUCUACCGGACAGACGUCAUUGCUGUCUUCAUCUAACAGCGAUACAUCAUCUUCGGUUAUAUCAUCAUCGCUAACAUCCACAUCGCUGAAAUCAUCAUCUGGAGCUUCGUCUGAUGGCUCUCAGCGGACGAUAAGAAUCGAACGGUCAUCUUUCGUCAUACCGAUGUUCUCCUCUACCGACACCCGCACCUCCACCGAGCUCAAGACAUCCACCAUGUUGAAAACGACGGACAACGUCACGUCCGGUGAGCCAGCCAACACGAGCGCCGCGCCGAAGCUGAUGCUGACCAUUGACCACGACGUGGGGAGGAUGGGCAACAAGAUGUUCAAGUACGCCGCCCUGCUGGGCGUGGCCCACGAGACGGGACGGGUCCCGGUGGUCAACCCCUACACGGCGGACAUCGACAUGCUCAAAGUUUUCCAGUUGACGCAUGUGGGGAGUUACCCUGAGGCCUCGACGUGGACGUCUGUCACGGAGACCCAGUACGGCUACUGUGACCCCGUCUUCCAGAAACUUCCGCCGCAGAACGUCCACAUGAGGGGCUACGUCCAGUCCUGGAAGUAUUUCCAGAACAUCACGGACGUCAUUCGGAAGGAGUUUACAUUCCUGCCUAAUAUACAAAAAAGGGUGAACGAAAUCAAAGACGAGAUUCGUGAGCAGUACAAGAAACCCAAGCUCGUCUUCGUGGGGGUGCACGUGAGGAUGAGGGACGGUUACUCCAACCCCGUCACGUGCGAGGCGCCAAAGUCUUUCUUCACCAACGCCUUCAACAAAAUGAAAGCCUUGCUGCCGGGGAAGGACCUCGUUUUCAUCAUCGCCGGAAAUAACCUCAAGUGGUGCGCAGAGAACCUGAACUACACGGACGUUGUCUUGCUUAAGGACGCGCCCCCGGAGAUUCACUUCGCUACUCUGGCGAGCUGCGACCACGGGAUCGUGACGGUGGGCACGUUUGGUUGGUGGUCCAGUUGGUUGACUGGCGGCCUGGUCAUCUUUUAUAAGAAGUUUCCCCUACCCAACUCGUACGAGUUUCAAGGUUUUGUUUACGAUGAUUACUACCCGCCAUCUUGGUUUCCUGUGGACGAUUAAAUAACCAGAGUUAUGUUUUUUUGUUGAUCUCAGUGUAAAAAAAAACAAAGAUUCAUCUCCCCUGUACAGAAGGCUAAUGAAACAAAUAGUGUAACACUGUCAUGUAUCAAGUUUGUUCUGCUCCUGUUUAUUUUGGUAUCAAAUCUGUGGCUAUAACACAAGCCUCCACAAUGCCCUGUCUUCUUUUAUCUUUCAAAUUUAGUGUACCUCAAGUCUAGGUUCAGCCGUACUCUACUUCCCCUACCUAUCCUUGAAUUUAUAGCAUGUUUUUCAAC